Molecule: messenger RNA, 3408 nt
Organism: Phacochoerus africanus (Common warthog)
Lineage: Eukaryota; Metazoa; Chordata; Mammalia; Artiodactyla; Suidae
Gene: HCN2
Product: hyperpolarization activated cyclic nucleotide gated potassium and sodium channel 2
Exons: 8
Coding region: 66-2750 (894 amino acids)
Biological process (GO): potassium ion transport; transmembrane transport
Cellular component (GO): membrane
Molecular function (GO): voltage-gated potassium channel activity
Source: RefSeq, a predicted model, not a curated record
CCCUCGGGCUCGGGCCGGCGGCGGCGGCGGCGGCUCCGCUCCGCACUGCCCGGCGCCGCCUCGCCAUGGACGCGCGCGGGGGCGGCGGGCGGCCGGGGGAGAGCCCGGGCGCGACCCCCGCGCCGGGGCCGCCGCCGCCGCCGCCGCCCGCGCCCCCCCAGCAGCAGCCGCCGCCGCCGCCACCGCCCGCGCCCCCUCCGGGCCCCAGCCCAGCGCCCCCUCCUCAGGCGCCCCGGACAGAGGCGGCUCCCCCGGAGGCGGCGGACGAGGGCGGCCCGCGGGCCCGGCUCCGCAGCCGCGACAGCUCGUGCGGCCGCCCGGGCACCCCGGGCGCGGCGAGCACGGCCAAGGGCAGCCCGAAUGGCGAGUGCGGGCGCGGCGAGCCGCAGUGCAGCCCCGCGGGGCCCGAGGGCCCGGCGCGGGGGCCCAAGGUGUCGUUUUCGUGCCGCGGAGCGGCCGCAGGGCCCGCUCCGGGCCCGGCGGACGAGGCGGGCAGCGAGGAGGCGGGCCCGGCCGGGGAGCCGCGCGGCAGUCAGGCCAGCUUCAUGCAGCGCCAGUUCGGCGCGCUCCUUCAGCCGGGCGUCAACAAGUUCUCGCUGCGGAUGUUCGGCAGCCAGAAGGCCGUGGAGCGGGAGCAGGAGCGCGUCAAGUCAGCGGGGGCCUGGAUCAUCCACCCGUACAGCGACUUCAGGUUCUACUGGGACUUCACCAUGCUGCUCUUCAUGGUGGGAAACCUCAUCAUCAUCCCCGUGGGCAUCACCUUCUUCAAGGACGAGACCACGGCCCCAUGGAUUGUGUUCAACGUGGUCUCAGACACAUUCUUCCUCAUGGACCUGGUGCUCAACUUCCGCACGGGCAUCGUGAUUGAGGACAACACGGAGAUCAUCCUGGAUCCUGAGAAGAUCAAGAAGAAGUACCUGCGCACGUGGUUCGUAGUGGACUUUGUGUCCUCCAUCCCCGUGGACUACAUCUUCCUCAUUGUGGAGAAGGGCAUCGACUCCGAGGUCUACAAGACAGCGCGCGCCCUGCGCAUUGUGCGCUUCACCAAGAUCCUCAGCCUGCUGCGCCUGCUCCGCCUGUCGCGCCUCAUUCGCUACAUCCAUCAGUGGGAGGAGAUCUUCCACAUGACCUAUGACCUGGCCAGCGCGGUCAUGCGCAUCUGCAACCUCAUCAGCAUGAUGCUGCUCCUGUGCCACUGGGAUGGCUGCCUGCAGUUCCUGGUACCGAUGCUGCAGGACUUCCCGCGCAACUGCUGGGUCUCCAUCAACGGGAUGGUGAACCACUCGUGGAGCGAGCUGUACUCCUUCGCACUCUUCAAGGCCAUGAGCCACAUGCUGUGCAUCGGGUACGGGCGGCAGGCACCGGAGAGCAUGACAGACAUCUGGCUGACGAUGCUGAGCAUGAUCGUGGGCGCCACCUGCUAUGCCAUGUUCAUCGGCCAUGCCACCGCCCUCAUCCAGUCACUGGACUCUUCACGGCGCCAGUACCAGGAGAAGUACAAGCAGGUGGAGCAGUACAUGUCCUUCCACAAGCUGCCCGCCGACUUCCGCCAGAAGAUCCACGACUACUAUGAGCACCGCUACCAGGGCAAGAUGUUCGACGAGGACAGCAUCCUGGGCGAGCUCAACGGGCCCCUGCGGGAGGAGAUUGUCAACUUCAACUGCCGGAAGCUGGUGGCCUCGAUGCCACUGUUUGCCAACGCUGACCCCAACUUCGUCACGGCCAUGCUGACCAAGCUCAAGUUCGAGGUCUUCCAGCCAGGUGACUACAUCAUCCGUGAAGGCACCAUCGGCAAGAAGAUGUACUUCAUCCAGCACGGGGUGGUCAGCGUGCUCACCAAGGGCAACAAGGAGAUGAAGCUGUCCGACGGCUCUUACUUUGGGGAGAUCUGCCUGCUGACGCGGGGCCGGCGCACGGCGAGCGUGCGGGCUGACACCUACUGCCGCCUCUACUCAUUGAGUGUGGACAACUUCAACGAGGUACUGGAGGAGUACCCCAUGAUGCGGCGGGCCUUUGAGACCGUGGCCAUCGACCGCCUGGACCGCAUCGGCAAGAAGAACUCGAUCCUGCUGCACAAGGUGCAGCACGACCUCAACUCGGGCGUGUUCAACAACCAGGAGAACGCCAUCAUCCAGGAGAUCGUCAAGUACGACCGCGAGAUGGUGCAGCAGGCCGAGCUGGGCCAGCGCGUCGGCCUCUUCCCGCCACCACCACCGCCGCAAGUCACCUCCGCCAUCGCCACGCUGCAGCAAGCUGUGGCCAUGAGCUUCUGCCCGCAGGUGGCGCGCCCGCUGGUGGGGCCCCUGGCGCUAGGCUCGCCACGCCUUGUGCGCCGCCCGCCCCCGGGGCCUGUGUCUGCUGCCGCCUCACCCGGGCCCGUGCCCACCGCCAGCCCCCCGGGCGCACCCGCCAGUCCCCGGGCGCCGCGGACCUCGCCCUAUGGCGGCGCACCCGGCUCUCCCGCUGCACCCCGCGCCGGACCGGCGCUGCCCGCGCGUCGCCUGAGCCGCGCCUCACGCCCACUGUCCGCCUCGCAGCCCUCGCUGCCCCACGGCGCACCUGGUCCCGGCCCCACGGCCUCGGCACGCCCGGCCAGCAGCUCCACACCGCGCCUAGGGCCCGCGCCUGCCACCCGGGCCGCGGCGCCCAGCCCGGAUCGCAGGGACUCGGCCUCACCCUCGCCCGGCGCUGCCGGUGGCGGACUCGAUCCGCUGGACUCUGCGCGUUCACGCCUCUCAUCCAACUUGUGACCCUCGCGCGCCGCCCCGUGAGCCUGGGCGGGCCGGGGCGGGCCGUCAUCCAGACCAAAGCCAUGCCAUUGCGCACAGCCCAGGCCUCCCGCCCCAGAAGCCAUAGAGAUGUAGGUAGCUGUAGUCGGACGGGCGGCCUGGGCGGGCGGGACCACCCCGCCAAGCCCCCGCUGAGCCCCCCAUCGCCCUGCGCCCACCCACAUGGCCCCUGCCCCUGGCGGCCUUGCGUCGGGGCUCCCUUCACCUCGGUGCCUCAGUUCCCCCAACUGUGACGCGGGGACAGGGCUGGACUGGGCAAGAGAGCAAGAGAUGGUGGUGGAGCCUGGCCCGCCGCGGUGGCCCACUGAUGAGGGUUGUUUUUUAAGUGCAAUACUUGGCCCGCCGGCUUCCGCUGCCCCCGUCGCGCUCACGCAAUAACCAGCCCGGUCCCUGUGCGCGCACACGUCCGUGGUGACCUCCCCGGAGCGGGCACGCCCAGCUCCCUCCAACACCCAGGACCGGCGGUCCUGGCCGCGCCUGGGCGUGGGGGGGAGGCUGGGGGGAGGGGGUCCGCCAGUGUGAUGAAUGUACUGACGAGCUGAGGCAGCAGCGCCCGCCCCCGCCCCCCACUAACCCCCAUGCCCCCAUUCCGCGCAAUAAACGACAGCAUUGGCGCCCA